GGGAGAUACAGGUUAGUCCUCGACGUACGACCUCAGCCGAGCCCCACAAUUUUACUUUGCGCAGUGAGACGUUCGUUCAGUGAGCUUUCACGUCCCAUUUCAUGGCCUUCCUCAGGGUCAAAAACGAAUCACUGGCAUCGUUAAGUUAGUAACGUGGUCGUUAAGUGAACCCAGCUUCCCCCGUGGACUUUGCUUCGUGGGACGGUCGCAAAAAAAAGGGGGAUCACAUCACACACACACACACACACACACACACACACCCGCCCCCCUGGGACAUUGUAACCGUCAUAAAUAUGAGUCAGUUGUCAAGUGUCUGAAAUUUUGAUCACGUAUACCCUGGGGAUGCUGCAGUGGUCGUAAAGUGUGGAAAAAAAGGGUCACGAAGUCAUUUCCCCUCCCAGCGCCGUUGUAGCUUCGGUCGCUAAACGGACUUGUUGUAAGUCGAGGACUACCUGUACUGCAGACCGGGAGGGAUGUGGGGGAGGACAAGCUAGGCUCCUUCGGAAAAAAACGGAGCAGCCUUUUAAGAGGCAGGGACUUCCAAUUCCCAGAAUUUCCCCGGCCGGCCGUCCAUCCAUCCAUCUGUGCUGAAGAAUUCUGGGAAUUGAAGUCCCCUCUUUCUGAAAGCAGCCAAGGGGGUUAGAGAGAUAAAUAGGGGGGAGAUCCUUUCAGGAAGGGGUGGGUAGCCAGAGCCAAGAGACAACUUUGCCAACUCCUGGGGUGGCGAUCCCUUGAAAGACUUUGGACGGUGGUGGUGGCACCCAGGGGAGGGAGCAGUGCCCGACUCGCCACUAGCCACACGGGGGCUCCAGCGAUGCAGACGAACCUGGGGACGGCGCUGCUCACCUUGGCUCUGUGGGUGCUUUGCUCACCUGGGCUGAGCACAGAAGGUAAACGGAAGCUGCAGAUUGGAGUCAAAAAGCGAGUGGACAAUUGUCCCAUCAAGUCCCGCAAAGGCGACGUGCUCCACAUGCAUUACACGGGAAAACUGGAAGACGGGACGGAGUUUGACAGCAGCUUAACUCGCGAUCAGCCCUUCAUCUUCUCCUUGGGCACCGGACAAGUCAUCAAAGGCUGGGAACAAGGCUUGCUCGGGAUGUGUGAAGGCGAGAAAAGGAAGUUAGUCAUCCCUUCAGAGCUCGGUUACGGAGAUCGGGGAGCACCGCCCAAAAUCCCAGGCACUCCAGCACCCACGAAGACCUGCUGGUGUGCCGGAAAGCUGGCGCAGGUUGCGUGCCGACAGAGAGGGCUCCGCUUGCCACCUGUGGCACGCCUGCCCUAGAUUUGCCGUCACGGUACUAGCCAUUUCUAUACCAUCCAGUUGGCAAAACCCAAAAUCAAAGUUGCGUGUGUUGUUGUCCCCCCCCCCCAAACCUCAAGCACAAAGUCCAGAAACGGUUUCCAAGUAGAAACAAAACGAACUGGCGUUCUUUUCAUCAAAGCGAGUCAAUUCAGCCCUAUCGGCGAACUCCCAUCAACUUUUGCGGCCAUUCGUCCAUGCUGGAAAUUAAAAUAAUCCUUCCAUU
Messenger RNA from Ahaetulla prasina, 1526 nucleotides. It is a transcript of the gene FKBP2, whose product is annotated as FKBP prolyl isomerase 2. Gene Ontology annotation, biological process: protein peptidyl-prolyl isomerization. Gene Ontology annotation, molecular function: peptidyl-prolyl cis-trans isomerase activity. The record is from RefSeq and is a predicted model, not a curated record. The coding region runs from base 815 to 1282 and encodes 155 amino acids. The transcript is spliced from 6 exons. NCBI's taxonomy places the organism in Eukaryota, Metazoa, Chordata, Lepidosauria, Squamata, Colubridae.